AUUUAGCGUAUAUAUGAAGUCACCCAGCUCUGGCAUUCUGGUCUGCUACAAAGUCAAUUCUAUAUUUUCCCUUCUUGUAGAGCUGAAGCUUGAAGCAAAGAAUCCAUUCUCGCGCUUGCUGUUCAAGCUUUCAAAUUAACCCUCUCGCAUGGCUAAUAGACAUACCAUCAUUCUGAUGCAGACCUCGCAAAGUAGAGCAUCUAGAACAUUUAUGGACUAUGAUUCAAUUAGUCAAGCUAUGGAUGGUAUAUGUGGGUUAUACGAAAGGAAGCUAAAGGAACUAAACCCAGCUAUCAGAAAUAUCACUUAUGACAUUGCAGAUCUCUACAAUUUUAUAGAUGGCCUUGCAGACAUGAGUGCUUUAGUUUAUGAUCACUCAGUUCGGGCAUAUCUGCCAUAUGAUAGACAGUGGAUAAAGCAGCGGACAUUUCAACACCUUAAGAAAUUGGCGCAGUAAUGAGAGACACUGUGAUCUCAGUACCUAAUGUCUACCAAAGUUUUAUGUAGAAUUAAAUCCACCUGGAAAGAAAUAUAUAUAUAUAUAUAUAUAUGAAUGAAGAUUUGGAUUGUCAUUUCAUUUGGGUUGGACUCUUGAUCUCAACUUGUUUAAUGUGGCAAAUGUACACUCUUUCCUUUAUGUACCUGUAUUAGCAAUAACAGUGGCAGUUCUCUGCAUAAAUUACAGAUGAGAAGUGAUUAUUUA
Molecule: messenger RNA, 703 nt
Organism: Manihot esculenta (cassava)
Lineage: Eukaryota; Viridiplantae; Streptophyta; Magnoliopsida; Malpighiales; Euphorbiaceae
Product: enhancer of rudimentary homolog
Exons: 4
Coding region: 149-457 (102 amino acids)
Source: RefSeq, a predicted model, not a curated record